AUGCUUCGGAAAGCCGCUCUGCCGCCGUUUAUACACCCGUUGCUAUUCUCAUGGGCCGAGGCAGGAAUCGGGCCAUCGCAUAAGGCAUUGCUCAACUGCGUUGGGCUGGUUGACUUGUUCAAGUCCCGAACGGGCCCUGACAGAAACGUCGUAUGGAAGCUCAUCAAGCUCGAGCAAGAAAGAAUAUUGACCAGCCACACCGAAUUCGACCGUUGGGAACUGCUCGCCUCCUUCCAGGCUCUACUUGUAUACUGCUUGUUGCGCCUGCAAGAAGCCCCGGUCGGAAACGAUGGCUUUGACUCGGGCCUCCUCACGACAGUUAAUGUCGUGUUCAAUGAGCUUUCCACACGAGUUGGAGGCAUUCUCAAGAUGAAAUUGCCAGACGACCCCGACGUGACGUGGAAGGACUGGAUAUAUAACGAAUCGAGGAGACGGACGGUGCUUGUUUUCCAGGUCAUCAACAUCAUGGUGGAGUGGUCUACUGCAGCUUCGGCCUAUGCCACGUGCGGGCUCGUCAUCAUUCCCCUCGCGACCAGCGCGACUCUGUGGAAUGCCAAAAACCCUGAUACAUGGCGGGAGGAGUUUGCGCCCCGAUGCGAGGAGCGAAGCCUCAUGGGGGUCUCACAAACCGGCGUGUUGACCAAACUUCUCCUGGGCGAGUCCGGGAUUACCCUCCACUCGGUUGAGUGGGAAGAAUGGACGGCAGAGGUGGGCGAUAUCGGGACACUGGUCAUGAUGGUGGGUGCAUUGCUCUAG
Purpureocillium lilacinum is the source of this 756-nucleotide messenger RNA. RefSeq lists its product as uncharacterized. The record is from RefSeq and is a predicted model, not a curated record. NCBI's taxonomy places the organism in Eukaryota, Fungi, Ascomycota, Sordariomycetes, Hypocreales, Ophiocordycipitaceae.